Lachnellula hyalina is the source of this 624-nucleotide messenger RNA. RefSeq names its product Dynactin subunit (gene dctn6). NCBI's taxonomy places the organism in Eukaryota, Fungi, Ascomycota, Leotiomycetes, Helotiales, Lachnaceae. The annotation marks the transcript as partial. Gene Ontology annotation, cellular component: dynactin complex. The record is from RefSeq and is a predicted model, not a curated record. Gene Ontology annotation, molecular function: dynein complex binding. Gene Ontology annotation, biological process: mitotic spindle organization. The transcript has 2 exons.
UUAACUCCAGCAUCAACAACUAUACAUUCUUCACACCACCACAAACCACCGCAACCAUGUCAUCCAAACGCGCCUCCACCAUGCCCCCUCCCCCCAAACCGCCCCACAACACUCGCCCCAACCCUCAUAAUUGCAGAGCAUGCCUCCCUUGUCGGAACCCAUCUAAUCGCUCUCGGUGCAAACACAGCCAUCCACCCACGAACAAAGCUAAUCUCAACCUUCGCAUCCAUCACCGUGGGCAGCAACUGCAUUAUCUCAGAACGUUCGAUCGUAGGACUGCAGAGCGAGCCGGAGAACGAUGUUGAGAGCGAGGGAUUGGUGCUAGAGGACAGUGUUGUGGUGGAGACAGGGGCCGUUGUCGAGGCGAGGUGCGUGGGGACUGGGACGACGGUUGAGGUUGGGGCGAGGAUCGGAAAGGGGGCUGUUAUUGGGAAGCAUUGCAAAAUUGGACCAUUAAGUGAGAUUGGUGUGGGGGAGGAGAUUCCCGAUUUCACUGUGAUAUUUGGGAAUGGGAUGCGGAGAGUAGACCGGAGUGGUGUUGAGAAUCAAAAGCUGAAGACAAUUGCGAGACAGGUGGAAGUCUUGAGGAAGUUGAUACCCAGUAAUUUAGCAAAGUUUCAGUGA